Aspergillus fischeri NRRL 181 is the source of this 471-nucleotide messenger RNA. RefSeq lists its product as uncharacterized. Lineage: Eukaryota; Fungi; Ascomycota; Eurotiomycetes; Eurotiales; Aspergillaceae. Bases 1 to 471 code for a protein of 156 amino acids. The record is from RefSeq and is a predicted model, not a curated record. The transcript has 2 exons.
AUGAGAAACCCCAGAGCUUAUGCAAUCGGAGGGGGACAAAUAGAAGAACUGAGCACAACGGAAAUUGUGCGGCUAAGCCUUCCAUCAGGUCCAGAUUAUCUGGAACCCGUGCCAGAGCAGCACAUUAGAAGAAUCGAGAAUCCGGCGUGGCCAGAGAGAAAGGAGCCGGUCCAAGUGGCCAGAUUCAAGGUGGAGAGAAAAUGGCAUAGCGUGCUAUCGUUCUGGAGCCCCAUUGACCUGCUGGGCCUCUUCCUAUCAACUUUAGGCCCAGCGCCAGCUGGUGCGACGAAGAGGAACUUUUUCUUGCCGCUGGUAGCGGUUUAUGGAAAGUGGUGCGCCGCGAUAACACAGCCGCCGCGCCCCUGGGUAUUCCAGUGCACCUGGAAUACUGCCGGCGAGCUUUUUCUUGGUGCAUCGCAAGGCGGUCAUUAUUCGGAUAUGCGCGUCACGGGCACAUGGAGGCAUGCAUGA